UUUACGAUUCAUACUUCAAAAGAAAACAUAAACGAAAAUUUAAAAUUUUAUUUUAAAUAAAUAUUUUUUGGCUAAAACAUGUUCAGAAAUGUUUAGAAAAAUAUCAUAGAUAAAUUUUAUAUGAAAUUUUGGAAGCGUUAAAAAUGAUAGCGGGCCUCCGGAUCGUAAAUACGGCGCCCAUGCGAAUACAUUUAAAAAGAAAUAUUACUGGAUGUAUAAAAAAGAAAUGCUGGAACCCGCAAGUCAGUCGGCGGUCAUUAAGCACGGAUGCAAGUAAAAAUAGCGAAUGCCAAGGAGGCGCCGCUGGAACGGACAAGAAGCUUCCAAAACAAUACAAAUUCAUUUCCAUUGGACAUAUUUUGCUGGAUCACACGGCUGUGGUGUCUAACAGUGAAAUUGGCGUACUCAAAAAGUAUAACGUUGUGGAAAAUACCAAAGGGGUACUUGACGUCAAGACUUUGAGAGCAUUGAAAAAGGAAAUUUGCAAGAGCGGUAAAUGUGUGGAAAAUCCGGGUGGCUCAGCGCUCAAUACGGUCCGGAUACUAACCCAUUUCGGCAACAAUGCGCUCUUUAUUGGUCUGGUUGGCGACGAUGAAGCUGGAAAUAAGUUGAGAAAGUACUUUAAAGAGAACAACAUUGAUGUACGUCUAUUCACGCACAAGGAGUUGCCGACCGGAGAGUGUGUAUCGAUCUUAAAUAAGGAAGCUCGCACCGAAACGCUUUACGCAAACAUUGGCGCCUCGGAGAGCGUUCGUGUGGAGCAUAUGCAACAAGCCGAGAAGGAGUUACAGUUUCUGCGCCCCACCGAACGCAAACAACUCAUCUAUGUGGAGGGGUUCAUCAUACCGGGACGGAAAAAAUUGUGCGACUUCAUUGUUAAGAACUAUGUGAGCGGUCGACGCUGGUUGGCGCUGAACUUGAGUGCCGAAUUUAUUGUACGUGAAAAUUUCGAGGAGGUUAUGGCAUACGCAUGCGCUGCGUACUUUGUAUUCGGUAAUGGCGACGAAUUUUGUGCACUGGCAGAUAGAAUGGGUUUCGGUGGUGACUCGGAGAAGGCGAUCCAAACGAUAUUUAAGUAUAAUUGCGGUCCGCGCAUUUUAGUUAUUACUAAUGACAAGGAUAGCAUACUACUUGUCAGCAAUGUGGAGUAUGGUUCGGCUAAGCCAGGUAAAAUCUUUUAUCGCGAAUGUAAAGUAGAUACUAUUCAUGAUGUUGUCGAUACGACUGGUGCGGGUGAUUCAUUCGUCGCCGGCUUCUUACAUGCCUUUCUGAAUAACUACAAACUAAAGGAUUGUGUGGCUGUUGGAUCCGCCGUGGCGUCUAAGGUGAUUACAACAAUCGGUUGCAAUCUGCCCAAAGAUUUUAAUGUUAAUGAACUGACUGAUAAAAUGACAAAAAUGAAAUGAAGACCACGCCCGUGAUUCAAUAAAGAAAUUAGACGCUUUUCAUAUAAAUAUA
Messenger RNA from Zeugodacus cucurbitae (melon fly), 1458 nucleotides. RefSeq lists its product as uncharacterized. Gene Ontology annotation, cellular component: nucleus; cytosol. Lineage: Eukaryota; Metazoa; Arthropoda; Insecta; Diptera; Tephritidae. Bases 144 to 1406 code for a protein of 420 amino acids. Gene Ontology annotation, biological process: purine ribonucleoside salvage. The transcript has 5 exons. The record is from RefSeq and is a predicted model, not a curated record. Gene Ontology annotation, molecular function: adenosine kinase activity.